Molecule: messenger RNA, 3612 nt
Organism: Cucurbita pepo subsp. pepo (vegetable marrow)
Lineage: Eukaryota; Viridiplantae; Streptophyta; Magnoliopsida; Cucurbitales; Cucurbitaceae
Source: RefSeq, a predicted model, not a curated record
AAAAAAAAAAAAAAAAAAAGGGCCUAAGAGGAAAUCCAAUAAGCAGCAUAGGCAGAGGAUAUCGUCGGGCAAAAGAAGCUGUGAAACAAGACGUUGAUGAUCAACCUGUCCUAGGGUUCCAAUCCUCCCAACUGCUGAACCCAAUUCUUCCCUCGUCCGAGAUAAGACGAUUUUGGUUCACGCUGCAGAUCUCAUUUUGCUCCGUGCGAAGAUAGUAAAUCCCUCCUCUUAUACAUUGUAUGCAAGUUUUUCCGGGAAAUUUGCAAUUCUGAAUAGAGCAUUUCCAUGGUUGAAUAUGAAGGAUAUCCAAGUUAUGUAAGUUCAAUAUAAACAUCUUGCUAUUCGGUGGAUUUGAGAUAUUUGGUUUCUUUCGAUCAUGAACGGAUGAUACCUUUCUGCUGAAUGACGCUUUUCAAAGAUCAAGCAAUUUACUAGGAAUACAAUGGAUUUUUUCAUCCAUGAGAGCGGUGGCACUGUUGACAAUGAAUUGCAGCUGUAUGGGAAAAAGAAGCCUCGGAAAUACAAUGAUUGAGGUAGUGAGGGAAUAAGUAAUGAUUUUAGAAGACAGAGAGAUCUUGGAAACGAGGCCUGUGGGCCUGUUUCCGUGGUGUGCGGAAAAACUAAGGUUGGGGGCUAAUACAUCCGACAUCUGAAGAAUUGAAUGAUUAGAUUCGUCAUGCAGAUUGUUCUUGGAAGAAAUGUGGAGUUCCUCAAAUAAUAUGCACCCAAUCAGUAUUUUGAUUUCUUGAAUGAUCUUUUUUCAAAGUUGGUUUGUGCAAGAAACCGUAUUGGUAUUUGCUGAAGGUAUUUUUGGUGGCCUGUGAAGUGAAUUUGAAGUACCUUUGUGGAUUAUUUGUAGUUUCUGAAUAAACAAAGAGGAAUGUCCCUUAUUUACUUUUCGAAAUUUGUUGUAAUUGACUGCAUUAUGCUUCUAUAACUGUUCUUUUGAAGGCCUCUUGAAUGGUUGCUUGACUGUUCUUCGAAAUUUUCUGUUUGUAUAGCAAAAGCCCAAAUCUUCCCUUCCUGCAGUUUGACUAAUGUUAGGUCUACAUCUUGAGAUGUCAACAAGUGGAACAUUCUUCUGUUUAGGUUGACCAUUAGUUUCCAUUGAUAUUGAUCUACCAAAAUAGGCUGUCGAGGAGUUCUCUUCAUGAGGUGAAAGAAGAAUGGGCAUUGAUAAUUUACCAUCAUUUCUUUAGUCACUUAAUGAAUACCGAGGUUGAUACUCAUCUGGCUGUGGGCCAUAAGGCUUUGGAUUAUGAGAUUAGGUUGUCAUUUGUUUUCCAUGAAUAGCUUAGAUAGGAGUGAGACCUUGGUGCUCAUGUUAGAGAUAUUUGUGAUCUAGCAGAAGUCUUUGUUUUUUAGAGUAGAGAGCGUUUUUAGAAUUAGACAGCAAGGUUCAGUGGAGUGUGGAUUGGGUUUGACAUAUUCAAUGUUAGUUUAGUAAUUAUUGAAAUUCCCCGUGUGGGUAUGGUGUGAUUUGAAGCUUCUUAAGCCAAGUGAUGGACUUAAUUUGGGGUGCUGGAUUUUCGGAAGUGCCAGUGUAGCUUAGAACUUCCAGAAGCUUUCAAAACAUUAGGAUUUUGAGUAUGGCAGGGCGAAAUCGCUCAUCCCGCCACAUUGAUGGUUACCGAGUAUCCCGUGAUGUCCAUAGACCUUACAUAGACCGAGUACCAGCACCCCUGCCCAUUCAUCCUGCAGCUUUAGAGGAGGAACUUGACUUGCAACAUCGAGAAAUGCAGAGAAUUAUUUCUGAUAACCGCAUGGUUAUUGAUGAUAAUACAAUACUUCAAAGGGAAUUAUCAGCUGCAAAAGAAGAAAUUCACAGAUUGAACCAGGCUAUACCCAAAAUUUUGAAUGAUAAAGAAGCACAAUCCAGGGAGUUGCUUGAAAGAGGCUUGAAGCUAGAAGCUGAGCUUCGUGCUUCGGAGCCUUUAAAGUCUGAGGUUAUGCAAUUAAGAUCUGAGAUUCAGAAAUUGAAUACUUUGAGGCAGGAUUUGUCUUCUCGAGUCCAAAGCCUCACAAAGGAUGUUACUCGAUUACAAGCUGAAAAUCAGCAGCUAAAUGCUAUGAGAGCAGAUAUGGAUGGAUUGCACAAGGAGCUUAUUGAGGCCAGGAGGGCUUAUGAAUAUGAAAAGAAAGCCAAUGAAGAACAAAUUGAACAAAAGCAGGUGAUGGAGAAGAACCUUGUUUCAAUGGCUCGUGAAAUAGAGAAACUGCGAGCAGAGAAGCUCAACAUAGAGAGAGCACGGGGAUUAGGUGCUGAGGGUUAUGGGAUCUUGAACAGAAGUCCUGAAAUGAGAUAUGCAGGUGGUGCAUAUGGUAAUAGCUAUGGUAGUUCUUGGGCACCAUAUGAGAAGCGUAGCCGACGUUAAGUUUCGAACUUCCUCUUAGAUGUCCAUUGGAGUUCAAUAUCUGGUUUGGCAUCUUUAUUUUCUCAGAGGAGAAGCUGCGUUUGCGAAGUACCAUUUUCAUGGUGUGAAGUAUGAACUAGUUAAGAUUGUUACUGUAGCUGCUCUUUUAGUACAUUUACUCUGUGACUAAAGUUCUGCUUUCAUUGCAUUUAUACUACGAGUUUUUCUUAUGCGAUUUUAUUUAGUGGCUGCAGUAGCAGAAAAAAAAUACAGAAAAGACUACUGGCUGGGGAAAACAGUGUUUGACGUUUUUCAACUAAUCUUUUCUUUUUUUUUUUUUUGUUUUAAAAAAAAAAAAAUAUGAUGGUUACUUUGCAGUCAAUUAGCAGAACAAAUGUUGGUGGAGAAGUUUGAUCUCGUGAAAAGUAUUGGGAUGAAAACAUAUUGUGGGGGAUAUAGUUUGAUUAUCAACCCUAUAUUCAGUGUUUUCCAACAUAUAUGCUUGUAUGGAGGGAUCCGGCCCCUUGGCUCAUGGAGAAGCUUUUAUUGCGUGGUUUUCAUUAGGUAUCCGGUUCCGCUGAGCUCAACGACCACCCUUUUUGAAUCAGCACAUGCCCGUGUAAGUGAGUUUCUUGACAAUACGUCAUGUAUGGAGGGGUUCAGGUUCAGUUGCUUCAUUGGAGAUAAGAAGAGCCUAUAUUGGUGACGGGAGUUUCAUGAAGGAUCCUGUCGUGUGGAGCAUUAGAUAAGGAAGCCUAUGUAGCUUAGUCGAAGAUAAGAAGCCUAUAAACAUUCCAGUACAUCCUAGGUUAAUGCCCCCUAUCUCAAUUUUGAGGAUCCUCAUUUCAUGACUGAAAUACUUCUCUACCUCAACUUCAUCAAACUGCUUGAAGCAGCAGCCCCUACUGCUGACUGCUAUCUAAGAAGUGCACAUGAGGGAGAGGUCUGUGGUAAUCUUAAAUUCUGAUUUUCUCAUCGUUGCGUUUUUAGCUACAACGACGCAACUGAUAUUCAUAUCAAGGGUCCUUCGGUUCCAGGCAUGGGAGGUUGGUUAAGCCUUAGUUUGUUAAGUUUGUAUUUAGAUGGUAUAGAAAAUAGGUUUGUUAAGUUAGAGUUUGUUAAACCAGUGUUUGGAUUGGUGUUCACUCUGGGUUUGUUCUGAUUUCUCCAUUCUAGUUUGUUAAACAUGGGUGGUUUGCUAAAAGUGUAUUUGGGUAGCAAAUUUGAAAUUUAUAAUAAAUAAUAGGUGAUAUAUGUA